This is a messenger RNA of Sordaria macrospora k-hell, 2814 nucleotides long. RefSeq lists its product as uncharacterized. Gene Ontology annotation, cellular component: ribonucleoside-diphosphate reductase complex. Lineage: Eukaryota; Fungi; Ascomycota; Sordariomycetes; Sordariales; Sordariaceae. Gene Ontology annotation, biological process: DNA replication; deoxyribonucleotide biosynthetic process. The record is from RefSeq and is a predicted model, not a curated record. Gene Ontology annotation, molecular function: ribonucleoside-diphosphate reductase activity, thioredoxin disulfide as acceptor; ATP binding.
AUGUAUGUCAAGAAGCGCGAUGGCCGCCAAGAGCGCGUCCAGUUCGACAAGAUCACAGCUCGUGUUUCGAGGCUCUGUUAUGGCCUCGACAUGAACCAUGUUGAUCCCGUAGCCAUUACACAAAAGGUCAUCUCUGGCGUUUACGGCGGCGUCACCACAGCACAACUAGACGAUCUGGCUGCCGAGACUGCUGCCUACAUGACCGUCACCCACCCCGACUAUGCUAUCCUCGCCGCCCGUAUCGCCGUGUCCAACCUCCACAAGCAGACUAAGAAGCAAUGGUCGCUCGUCAUCAACGAACUCUACAACUAUGUCAACCCCAAAACCGGCAAACACUCCCCCAUGAUCGCCAAGGACACAUACGAGUGUGUCAUGCGCCACAAGGACGAGUUCGAUUCCGCCAUUGUCUACGACCGCGACUUCAACUACCAAUACUUCGGCUUCAAGACCCUCGAACGAUCAUACCUCUUGAAGCUCGAUGGCCAGAUUGCCGAGCGUCCCCAGCACAUGAUCAUGCGUGUUGCUGUCGGUAUCUGGGGAGACGACGUCGAGCGCGUCAUUGAGACCUACAACCUCAUGUCUCUCAAGACCUUCACCCACGCUUCUCCCACUCUCUUCAACGCCGGCACUCCUCAGGCCCAGCUCUCUUCGUGCUUCCUGGUCGACAUGAAGGAAGACAGCAUCGAGGGCAUCUACGACACCCUCAAGACCUGCGCUAUGAUCUCCAAGAUGGCUGGCGGUAUCGGUCUCAACAUUCACCGUAUUCGCGCCACUGGCUCCUAUAUCGCUGGUACCAACGGCACGUCCAACGGUAUCGUUCCUAUGCUCCGCGUCUUCAACAAUACCGCUCGCUACGUUGACCAGGGUGGUAACAAGCGUCCUGGUGCUUUCGCCAUCUACCUCGAGCCUUGGCACGCCGAUGUCUUCGAGUUCCUCGACCUUCGCAAGAACCACGGUAAGGAGGAGGUGCGCGCUCGCGAUCUCUUCCUUGCCCUCUGGAUCCCCGAUCUUUUCAUGAAGCGUAUCGAACAGAACGGCACCUGGACUCUCAUGUGCCCCCAUGAGUGCCCUGGCCUUGCCGAUGUCUACGGCGACGAGUUCGAGGCUCUGUACGAGAAGUACGAAAAGGAAGGCAAGGGUCGUAAGACCGUCAAGGCCCAGAAGCUCUGGUAUGCCAUCCUCGAGGCCCAGACUGAGACCGGCAACCCCUUCAUGCUCUACAAGGAUGCCUGCAACCGCAAGAGCAACCAGAAGAACCUUGGUACCAUCCGCAGCUCCAACCUGUGCACCGAGAUUAUCGAGUACUCUGCCCCUGAUGAGGUUGCCGUUUGCAACCUUGCAUCUCUCGCUCUCGCCGCCUUUGUCGACUACGAGAAUGCCUCAUACGACUUCAAGAAGCUGCACGAGGUCACCCAAGUCGUCGUCCGCAACCUUAACAAGAUCAUCGACGUCAACCACUACCCCGUCAUGGAGGCCCACAACAGCAACAUGCGCCACCGUCCUAUUGGUGUCGGUGUUCAGGGUCUUGCGGAUGCUUUCCUCGCUCUCCGCAUGCCCUUCGACUCUCCUGAGGCUCGCAAGCUCAACAUCCAGAUCUUCGAGACCAUCUACCACGCCGCCCUGACUGCCUCUUGCCAGCUCGCCAAGGAGCAGGGCACCUACUCCACCUAUGAGGGCUCGCCCGUCUCUCAGGGCAUCCUCCAAUAUGAUAUGUGGAAUGUUACCCCUUCCAACCUCUGGGAUUGGGCUGCUCUCAAGGCGGACAUCAAGAAGCACGGUGUUCGCAACAGUCUGCUGCUUGCUCCUAUGCCCACUGCUUCCACUUCUCAGAUUCUUGGCAACAACGAGUGCUUCGAGCCUUAUACCUCCAACAUCUACCAACGGCGUGUGCUCGCCGGCGAGUUCCAGGUCGUCAACCCUUGGCUUCUCAGGGAUCUCGUUGAGAUGGGCCUGUGGUCCGAUAACAUGAAGAACCGCAUCAUUGCUGAGGGCGGUUCUAUCCAGAACAUUGCGAGCAUCCCCCAGGACAUCAAGGCCCUCUACAAGACCGUCUGGGAAAUUUCUCAGCGUACCAUUGUCCAGAUGGCUGCCGACCGUGGUGCCUUCAUUGAUCAGUCCCAGUCCCUCAACAUCCACAUGCGCGAGCCCACCAUGGGCAAGAUUACCAGCAUGCAUUUCGCCGGCUGGAAGAUGGGUCUCAAGACGGGCAUGUACUACCUCCGUACUCAGGCUGCCGCUCAGCCCAUCCAGUUCACUGUCGACCAGGAAGCUCUCAAGGCCACGGAUGACCAAGUGGCUCCGGCCCAUUCGGGUCUUAAGAAGCGCGCCCCUCCCGCCGGCACUUAUACGUCUAUCGUGUUGAGGGAGAACGGUUUGGGUCCCCGCCCGUACGCCCAGACUGGUGCUAGCGGCACCAGCACACCCAACGGCACCAAGGACAUUCCCACACCCACCAGCACACCUCCUCCCGCGACUGAAGCUACUGAGGCUACAGAAGCUCUUGUACAGAGUGACAACAGGCCCCGUCCACUAGUAUCGCCCGCCAAGAAUGCCGGCUUCAAGGCCGAUAUGCCUGAGCCUGAGAGCCCCAAGGCUCUGGCAACUGAGCCGAUUGUCAAGACCGAAGACAUUGGCUCCCCAUUGCUGGAGAAGAAGGAGGGCCAGACUGAGGAUAAGGACGAGGAAAACGAGAAGAGGGAGGGCGAUAUCUACGCUGAUAAGCAGACUAAGAAGACUGGAGAGAGUAUCUGGUCUGAUGCCCCAAUUAUGUGCUCCAUCCAAAACCCUGAGGGCUGCGAAAUGUGCAGUGGUUAA